This is a messenger RNA of Periophthalmus magnuspinnatus, 1436 nucleotides long. Its product is annotated as techylectin-5A. Lineage: Eukaryota; Metazoa; Chordata; Actinopteri; Gobiiformes; Gobiidae. The record is from RefSeq and is a predicted model, not a curated record. The transcript is spliced from 8 exons. Bases 1 to 1230 code for a protein of 409 amino acids.
AUGGUGCUGGAGACUGAGGUGGACGCUUUUAACACAACUGGAUUCAAUGGCGGAGGAACACAGUGUGGAGAGUAUACAAACCAAUUGACAGAGAAUGGUAUGUGUCGUAUUGUGGCCUCUUUGCCCCAGCUGAGGGGACAGAGGUGCCCUGACAUGUUCCGCUGCACAGAUGAAGUGUCGUUUUGGCUCCAUGAGAACGAGCAGCUGAAGAGGCAGCUGCAGACCCUCAGAGAGACCGUGUCUGAGAUGCAGGAAGAGCUCAGGAACCACCGGUAUCGCUUAAAGGUCCUGGAGCUACAGAGUGAAGAGAGGACUCACCUGAACAUGUCCCUUGAACAGAGACUUCAUGAUUUGGAGAUGCACUACACUGAGGCCACCAGUCUGCUGCACAUACAAGGCACCCUCAUACUCGACCUGCAGAACCAGGUCCAUAAUCUAACAGAAGUGGUGGACCGUGUUAAAAGAAGUCCUGGGUGUUUGGUCAAUGUCCCUCACCCCAACUCUCUGAUGAGUUCUCAUGAGUCUCAGCACCAUCCAGAAACACAGCACAUUAGGAACUGUCCAACAGACUGUGCCUCUAUUUACUACAAUGGAGUGAGGAGAUCAGGUCUCUACACAGUGGUGCUGGCAGGAGCUCCAGUGGAAGUCUUCUGUGAUAUGGAUACAGAUGGUGGGGGCUGGGCAGUGAUUCAGAGGAGAGUGGAUGGAACAGUGACCUUUGACCGGACCUGGGGGGACUACAGGGAUGGGUUUGGAGAUCUGCACUCGGAGUUCUGGUUGGGGAACGACCACAUUCAUGACCUCACCUCUCAGGGGGAGUACUUGCUGCGUAUAGACCUGGAGGACUGGAGCAAUAAACACAAACAUGCUAUCUACCAGAGCUUCAGAGUGGAGGAUGAGGAGCACCAGUACCGCCUCCAUGUCUCGGGCUUCAGUGGCUCUGUGCCUGACUCGUUUGGAUGGUACCACGACAAACAGAGCUUCAGUACUCCAGACAGUGGCAACAUCUGUGCGGAGAUCUCCCACGGGGGAUGGUGGUACAACCAGUGCUUUUAUGCCCACCUGAAUGGAAUUUACUACAGGGGAGGCCAUUACAGCCCUCGAGGCCGUGGUCCUCUGGGUCCAGAUGGGAUCGUGUGGCACUCAUGGAAAGACUCAGACUAUUAUUCUCUGCGUAAAGUCACGAUGAUGGUUCGGCCGCGCUCCUUCAGAAGCCAUGUGUCUCCUUAAAGCACUAAGGCAGUAAAGAGCAUUUUGAUAUUUUACACAUGUGGAUCAAGGAUUGAACUUCAUUUGUAGAAGGAAGUGACUGAUGAGGAAUGCACCUAUGAUAAAGACAUGGAGGAGACAUGAGUCAUGUCAAUUAUAUAACCUCAAAAUGCAUAAUGUAGCAGUAUUUAACUACACUAUUUCAGAGAAUGAAAUGUUUUUAUAUU